CCUUAAAAAACUUUAAACGUAUAAAUUGUAAAUUUAUUACAUGUAGCUACAUGUACCUUAAAAAGUCAAUUUACUUCCUCUUUCGUUUUCAAAUCAAACGGAGUGAAGGGCGAAUUGAAUACCUUGUUAAUUAUGGAUCCCAAAAGCGCCACCAUGAUUGAUAUGCUUGGAGGUUAUGGCGGGUUAAAGCCCAGAAAUGAAAGAUCAUUUAAUCUGGUAUACCACUUUAUACAAAUGUGUACUUAUACACCGUUGAGGUUCUUUGACUGGGGCACCAGCAAUAUCUUUCGACUAGAGUUAUACGUAUAUUGGUUCAUAGUAGGCAGAUAUCCGAAGUUUUUAGAAAAACGUAUAGAAUUUAGACAUUCUGAAAAAAUAGCUAAAAAGGAAAAGGAAAUUGAACAUCUUAAAAAGGAAAAGGAGAAACUGAAAAAAGAGAAAGGUACUAUUGAAGAUGAGAAACAAGAUGCACUGAGGAGACUAAGUGAGGUAAUUUCUGUGCGACUGCGAGACAACAAUCCUAACAUCGUGGACCUGAACGAUCAAUGUCGACCUACGAAACUUGCAGAGAUGUUCAGUGAAUUGUACGACAACGAAUGGACAAGCGCCUUUGCUGUUCUAGAGGGACCAGUUGGUGACAAAUCUGCUAUUAAAAUUCUUCUAGAUACUGUUAUGCAAGCUUAUGAAUUUUGCGAGGAAAAAGUAGCUGUGCCAUGGAACAUUGUUACUAGUUGGUUUCUUGACAUGAACCUUCCUGGUGCUCAACAGACAUCAAAAUGGCUUAAAGACAGCCGUAAGACUAAUAUAAGAAACAAAGUUCCCGAAGUUGCAAAUGAAUUCGAAAAGGAAACAUUAUACAGAUUCCAAGAAAACAAAGUAGCAGAAUUAAUAGAGGUUAAACAUUACAGAACAAAGUGCAUUGAACUGUGUUUAUUGAUGGUAACCACUGACCCUCCAGUUGUUCCGUUAUAUCCUGGUUGGAGUGCUCGUCUAAAGAAUCAAGAACAUAGCAACAUAAGUCAAUCUUUGGCCGAAAAAGCAGUUGAUAAUAACGACGAAGAAAAAGAGAAAGACGAGCAAGAGUUGCUUAAAGACGAGGCUGAGCCAAAAAAAAGUUUGAAGGAAGAAGGAGAACGUUUCGAUAAAGAUUUAUAUAAGGAAUACACUGUUCGAGGCCAAUAUCUUGAUUAUAUCGUCUGGCCAGCAUUGUUCCUUUACCAAGAUGGACCCAUACUUAGUAAAGGUAUUGCACAAGGAAGUGUUAAUCAAAGCAGGGAACCAGAAAAAGAAUAACUGACAUGACAUAGAUAAACAUUUUAUUUUUUCCACAAAGUCUGAUAUGAGAUAUCAAAUGCAUUAUAAAAUAAAGUAUUUUGUCUCUAA
Molecule: messenger RNA, 1383 nt
Organism: Mercenaria mercenaria
Lineage: Eukaryota; Metazoa; Mollusca; Bivalvia; Venerida; Veneridae
Exons: 7
Coding region: 133-1293 (386 amino acids)
Source: RefSeq, a predicted model, not a curated record